This is a messenger RNA of Camelina sativa (false flax), 1077 nucleotides long. RefSeq names its product protein CURLY FLAG LEAF 2-like. The record is from RefSeq and is a predicted model, not a curated record. Lineage: Eukaryota; Viridiplantae; Streptophyta; Magnoliopsida; Brassicales; Brassicaceae.
CAUGUUAUUGCAGUUCUGUGAACAUAUUCUUCACCUUGUUCUGUUGUCUGGUGUUUUAGUUUUUGAACAAGAAUGAUAUGUUUCUACGAGGCAUGAGCCGCGCGUGUAGAGAGGUUGGUCAUAUGUUUGGAAAAAAUAACACAGACGUGCGACAAAAUGCGAGCCUCAGUGCUUCAUCUGUUACCUGACAGCUACGCCUCCUCCAGCUUUCUCUUUACCCAACAUAUAACACGGCGCGUGACCUCUCAUCAAAAGCCCCAAACUACCCUCAAACUCUCUCUCUCUCUCUCUUUUUCUUUUUUGUUUUUAAAGAAUCAUCCUUCGUCUCUGUUUUUUUUUCUAUCUAUCUUGAAAAUUCUCUUUUGUUUCUUUUCUUCUCCUCUGUUUUUGGAAACAUUUCGGUGACAGAGGAACAUGGAGACGAUAACAGAGUAUCUGGAGAGAUCGAUGCAGAAUUGUUCGCUGAGUAAUCAGAGAAGAAGUAUCGGAGAUGGGUUUGGUAUGACGGACGAACAUAUCCCCAUCUCAGAUAGAUUCUUGGACCUCAAUUCUCACUUCUCUGUUCCUUCUCAUUUGGAACAGUGUCUUGAUCUCAAGACAGGAGAGGUUUACUACAGAAACUGGAAUGAUGGAAUGAGAGUGAAGGAAGAAGAUUCUAGGAAAUUGGCGAGCAGCAACAAUGUAGAUCAGUCCAGUGGAGAAUCGUAUGGAACUGUGUUUUCAUCAGAAGAAGGUAGCUCGUAUUAUGAAAGCCAAGAGUCUUCAUCGGAGUCGUCUCCUUCAUCGAGAAAAUAUCGAAAAGACGAUGAAGAAGAAGAAGAAGAUGUUCUUGUGGUAGCUGGUUGCAAAGCUUGUUUCAUGUAUUACAUGGUACCUAAACUCUCAAAGGAUUGCCCCAAAUGUGCAACUCAGCUUCUCCACUUUGAUCAACCUGAUCACUCUUCUUCUCAUUGAACCUCUCUCUUAUCAUUCUCGUUUUCAUUUUCAUUUCUUCGUCUUCUCAUUUUUUUUUUUUCAUAUAAACGGGUGGUCGUGUUGUGUGUGAGUGGACAUUAAUACGAGUUGUAACUUUUUAAA